UGUCAUUAACUGUCUAAUCCUUUGGCAAGGUAAUGAAGUAAAGUGCAGCUGACACAAUAUGUUGUCCCUUAAGGAAGAAGGUGCCUUAAAGCACGCAAAUAUAGCUUAGCCUCGGAGGAAAUCUUUAGACCGAUUUUACUACCCUUGGGAGUGUGGUAACAACAAUAUAUGUGAGCAUAAACAUUUAUAAACAGUGUCACAAGGGUUGAUAAAAAAUAUGGCCUUGGACAGAAAAGGUGCCGACAUGGUCCGUAAGAAAAUAGCUACUUUCAAGAGUAAGAUACAGGAGGCGGGUAAAAGGACUGAAAAAGCGAAAGAAAGUCUUCAACUUGUACAAGAAAGCUUUGAUAGCACCAGGAGAUCGAAGGCAAGAGUGGAAGCGCUAAUUUCGAAAAAGGAGUCGCAACUAGAAAAAGUCGAAUCUCUCGUCGAUGGUGUACAAAGAAAAUGGGAUGCCUUAAAUAGAUUCCUCGAAGAAAUAACCAGCACAGGAGCUGAAUUAAGGAUGGAGAAUCAUAGCAGUAAAUAUGUCAGCGAAAUCGAUACCACCAUUGCGUCAAUUAAUGAGAGAACUAAAAUCGCUCAGAGGAAGUGUUUAGCGUGCGCUAACAGAGAACACGAAUUGCGCUUGCAAACGGAGGCGUCUCGAGAACGCUGUAUCCGAUUGGAAACCACUGCAAUGUCACUACAGGAAGAAUUAGCGGCUUUGAGAGAACGUGUUGAAGUCUUGGAGCAAUCAAGAAAACUACGGGAAACACGGAAGCUUCAAACGGAACAUUUAGAGAGUAAAGUGCAACACGCCAUUGCACGAGCUCAAGAAAACGAAAACUUGGAAUCUGAACUCGAGAAUCGAAUAAUCGAGUUAGAAGAUCAAAUCGAAAUGUAUACCAUGAAAAAGAAGCGAACUUCAAGUAUCCUGGAACAAACAAACGGUGAAAAGUCGAUCGAACCCUGGACAGUGACACUAUGGCUUCGAAGAUCUAGACUUGUUAACGGUGCCCCGUCUUCAGGUCCUGUUCCACCUACUUCAACAGAAUAAACUAUACAGCACGCAAAAAUCUCGUAAUCUCACAAAGAAUCCGUAAUACCAACUUCUGCGGGAAAGGAGAUUAGCGCGCAGAGCGACAUCAAGACUUCAAUUUUUCAUUUUUACGAUCAUUCAAGUACAGCCUUUAAAUUAGUGUCUCGUCAAAAUAUUCCGCAAGACUGCCCAAAACAACCACCUUAAUUUGAUAUUAAAAUUCACGUUUCCUCGA
Messenger RNA from Pocillopora verrucosa, 1256 nucleotides. RefSeq names its product tropomyosin-1. Lineage: Eukaryota; Metazoa; Cnidaria; Anthozoa; Scleractinia; Pocilloporidae. The record is from RefSeq and is a predicted model, not a curated record.